This is a messenger RNA of Sclerotinia trifoliorum, 1747 nucleotides long. The record is from the annotation of a GenBank genome assembly. Lineage: Eukaryota; Fungi; Ascomycota; Leotiomycetes; Helotiales; Sclerotiniaceae.
AACUUGAUACUCGAUCCCUAAUACUGUCCUAUCUCAUUCUCUUCAUGACAGCUUCAUGAGAGAGUUCUUUAUCUUGUUUAGAAUUAUUUUCCUCAUCUUCUGCCAAAUUUUAUUGAGGAAAAAUGCCUAAUCAUCCUGUGUUGGUUUCAGGUGCGGUAAUUGUUGUUGCUGUGGCUGUUGGUGUGAGUUUCCCCUCUUUUGCAGAAUUCAUGCAAUGCACGAUGAAGGAAUCCGAAAAAUUAAUACAAGCAAUAGGCCGCAAUAGCAGUAUAUGAAUCACCGCAAGCUCGUCAAUUCGUGGAAGAUGCCCGUCGUAAAAUAGCACUUGCACUACAUUCCCUCGGUGAUGAAAUCAAUCCAGGUAGUCAACAACCUCGUUUCAACCGACCUGAGGAUGCCGAGGGUUUCUUGCAGAGUGCUUCGGAAGCAGGUGUUGAUGCCGAUGAGGAUAGUAGAAGAAAACAGAGAGAGGAGUUGAUGUACUGGAAUGCAGUACGCAUGGAAAAAAUGGAGAAGGAGAAGAAAAUGAAUGAGAAAAGACCGGCAAGCAAUAAAAGUCGAAGUUCGAGUUUUGAGGACUUUCUACAGGAGGAUCCAAAUGCUGAGAAGGGAACCUUCGUUUACAAUACUGGUACAGAUUUGAAUAGUCAAGCGGAAGAGGGUCUUACUCACCGACGAGGUGUCAGAGGUUUGGAUCGAUCGACAAUUUACGCAAACCCAUUUGCAGACGAACAUGGUAUUGAUAUUGAGGAACAACAAGCUACGGAUAGGAGUUUAAUCUCACCUGAAGAUGGCGAACAAUAUGAAUCAGACUCUGAAGGACUAUAUAGCGUACACGAAGGCCCAACUCGACCUCGCUCUCGACAAAGUACGGCUACUCUCGAAGCAGUGGAACCUUUGGCCCACGAAGACACUGAGACACUCGUUGAUAUUUCUGAGCCAUUCAUUCCAGACCCACCAGUUUCUGUGCCUACCUAUGAAAACAUGGAAACUGAGCCAACUUAUACUGAAAGAUCACAAGAUACUCAGAAUCCAUUUGCUUCCAUACACGCUUGGGCUGAUCACACCGAUAACUCAACUGGCUUUUACUCUCCUCUCCCUGUUACACCCCACGAACGUCCCUCCACUCCAACUUCCACCCAUAUUUCCCAAAUGACACCUCCUUCACCUACCUCCUCCGAUCCUGAGUAUUCCUCUCUUGAAUCUCUUGAUGGGGAUGGAAUGGCUACCCCAACAGAUUCUGCAUCUUUAGCUGGCUCAGGCGAAGAAGUAUGGCAUCCAAGAAGUGGUACUACCAGUGAAGCCGAUGUUAUGAGUGUGGAUGAUGGCAUCAUUACACCUGACAGUUGGACUGAAGUUGGAAGUUUGGCAAGUGAAGAUGCCGUACAUCAUUAGUUAUUCAAAGCGAGUCUCAAAAAGUUAUUCGCUUAUAAACCACGGAGUCUAUAGUAGGCGUAGCACUGGUAGAGUAGGGUUUGGCGUCAGAUAGACGUUAGAAGAUAUUAUAACAAACAGGCAGCCGAUGAAAACUUUGCAACUAGUAGCUAUGCAUCAAUCGGAAAAUUGGGAUAACAUAACCUGGAAAUACAAGCAUGGCGUCAGGAUUAAUGGGAAAGGGGAAGGAAUAAGGAUAGGCGUACAAUAGUGGACAUACCUAGCCGUCGCUAAAUUGAUCGACUGACAUACAAAUUUCUUUUGGGCAUCUUCUGUUUUAUUUUUACUGAUGGGGUAGGUAGGGGUAGGGUGU